CUUUCUCUCUCUCUCUCUCUGUUUUUGGAUGCCAGAAGUCUCUGGGUGACGGCGAGCUGUGGAAUAGAAAUGGGGGGGUGGUUGCAAAGUGUGAAGUGUGUGUGUGUGUGUGUGUGUGUGUGUGUGUGUGUGUGUGUGUGUGUGUGUGUGAAUGUGUGACAGCAGUCCUCUUCCUUUGAGCGUGUGCAGAAGGUGAAGAAGACGAACAGAGAAGCUCCAACAACUUUAAAGCAGCAGUGAGUCACUUCCAGCCGGCGCAGCAGCAGCAGCAGCUGUUGGAUGAUUUAACAGACUUCCUGCCUUUCGCCCGAGUCCUGCUGUUUGGAUCCAACGCUGCAGAGACGAGGCGCCGAUCCUCAGGCUGUGUGCAGGUUAAAAAGAGGAUGUGGGACGAGGCAGACUGAAUGGAAACCCGUCCCCCGAGGCUCAGCUCACUUUUGCUUCAGAAAUAACUUUUUGCCCGAAACCUGUGCAACAAAAGGCCCUCGUCUGAUCCGAAAUGGCCGCCGUCAGCGCGGUGUUGCUGCUGCUGCUGGCGGGCGCCUGCAGCGGUAGUCUGGUCGUGGUGAACUCGGGCGUGGAGGUGACGAGGGGCCGGUCUGUGUUCGUCACGGAGAAGGAGCUGAAGAUCAGCGUGGAUGCGACCGCAGACUGUAAGGUGGAGGUGGUGAUGAACGAACCUGUCACCCAGCGAGUCGGGAGGCUGACUCCGCAGGUGUUUGACUGCAGCUUCCUGGAGGACGAAGUGAAAUACGUCCACGACGGAAGUCCUCUGCUGGACGAGGACGCGGUCAUGCUAAGAGUCUACAGGUUCAGGUCCCGGGACACGCUUGUGGAGACGCUGGUCCUGCCGGUGCGGGUGGUGGACUCGGUCUCCGGCGUGGUGCGGCUCGGCAGCGCGCCGCUGGUGGUGCCCGAGUUCUACGGUUUAUCCAACGCCAUCGACGGCUCGGUGCUGGACAUCCGGGCCGCGCCGGAGCUGGUCUGCAGCGUGCGGCUGAUGACCGGUGACAUUAUCGUCCCCGCGCUGGGACAGCUGGUGAGGGAGGAGGACGCCAUGCAGAGGAAAGGCCGAGAGACGGCAGCGCUGUGUCCCGGGAACAGACCGUGUCUCCACAGCACCAGGGAGGUGCGUUUCCUGAAAACCAGCUGCCAGGACUUCCUGUCCUCGGGUCUGAAGUACCAGCACCUCCAGCCGCCCUCGCCGGAGAUCGACUACAUCCCGCUGCGGGUGGAGCUGAGGCAGCGCGGCUCCAGGGCGCUGCUGCAUUCAGAGUCGGUGUGGUUGCCGGUUCUGAUCCACGGUGCGUUGCCUAACCAGCCUCCUGCUGCGUCCUUCAUGACGUCUCUGAUCCUGGAGGUGGACCAGUUCAUCCUGACGCCGGUUACCACGGCGACGCUGGACGCCACCGACGCCGAGACGCCACGGGAGGAGCUCGUCUUCAACGUGACCGUGCCGCCGGCGGCCGGCUACAUCACGCACCUGGACGACCACGCCAAGCCCGUCUCGUCCUUCACCUGGCGAGACCUGCACGGCAUGAAGGUGGCCUACCAGCCGCCCAGCAGCAGCCAAUCACAGCGCAGCAACUACCAGGUGGAGUUUCAGGCGAUAGACGGUUCCUACAUGACCAGCCCGCCCAUCUCGGUCCACAUCUCCAUCCGGGCGGCCGAAACGAACGCACCCCGAGUCUCCUGGAACAUGGGUCUGGAUUUGCUGGAGGGUCAGUCCCGACCAAUCACGUGGGAGGAGCUGCAGAUCGUCGACAACGACAACAUCAACGCGGUUUACCUGGUUGCCGUGGACGGGCCGCUCCACGGGCGCCUCACCGUCAGAGGCGGGAAGGCGUUCAUGUUCCGCGUGCAGGACCUGCGUGACGGCGUGGUCGUCUACCACCACUCCGACAGCGACACCACGCGCGACCACAUCGUCUUUCGCAUCAGCGACGGGCGCCACAGCAUCCGCCACAAGUUCCCCGUCAACAUCCUGCCCAAAGACGACUCGCCGCCGUUCCUCAUCAACAAUGUGGCGCUGGAGGUGCAGGAGGGCACAGCCGUGCGGCUGGAGGACUUCACGCUACUCGCCGCUGACCUGGACUCCAGCGAUGACUACAUCCUGUACCAGCUGACCUCCGGCCCCCGGGCGGGGCAGCUGGUCCGGAAGACCUCAGCCCACGAGACAGGAGAGCAAGUGGACAGUUUCUUGCAGCGGGAUCUGAUCCAGGGUCAGAUCUACUACCAGCACUCAGGAGAGGAGCAGUUUGAGGACUCGUUCGACUUCACGCUGUCUGACAGCCACCAGCCGCCCAACCUCUCCCAGACAUACACGGUGGUGGUCCAUGUUUUCCCGGUGAAGGACCAGCUGCCGGUGGAAGUCUCCGGCAGCGUGCGUUCGCUGACGGUGAAGGAGACGGAGGUGGUGUACAUCACUCAGUCUCACCUCCACUUCACCGACACAGAGCAUCCGGACACAGACCUGACCUACGUCAUCACAGAGCCCUGCUUCAGCCCACUGCAUCCUGGGCUGAUGGACGCAGGGCGCCUGUUCUACACCGACAGCACCAACGCCAUGAAGAGAGACCACACGGUGCCGGUGUUGAAGUCCUUCACACAGCAUGCUGUGAACCACCUGAAAGUGGCCUUCAUGCCUCCGGUGGAGGACAUCGGGCCCGAGCCCCUGGGGGUCCGGUUCGUGUUCUCGGUGAGCGAUAACCACGGCGGCACCGUCUCGGGCCUCCUCUUCAACAUCAGCGUGACCCCCGUGGAUGACCAGGCGCCACAGGCCUUCACCAACCUGCUGCGGGUGGAGGAGGGGGGGGCAGCCUUGGUGACGGAGGAGCACCUCCUGGUCCGGGACCGGGACAGUCCCGAGGAGGCGCUGGGGGCGGAGCUUCAGAGGACAGCUCGCCACGGCCGCCUGGAGCUGCAGGGCCGGACGCUGCUGCUGGGGGACGCAUUCACACUGCAGGACCUGAGAGGACUACGACUCAGGUACAUCCACGAUGACUCCGAGACGACGGAGGACGAGGUCCAUCUGAAGGUGACGGAUGGUCUCAACGCCGCCGACGUCGUCCUGGCAAUACAGGUCCUGCCGAUGAACGACGAGCCCCCCCAGCUGGAUGGGGGUCUGCGGGGGGAGCUGAGCUGUGAGGAGGGGGGGCAGGUGCAGGUGACAGUGGACUACCUGUCGGCCACAGACCGGGACAGCGAGGACUCCAGACUGACCUACAUGCUGGCCCGGAGUCCCGGCAGAGGGGCGGUGCAGCGAGCCGGGCUCACCGUGGACAAGUUCUCCCAGCAGGACCUGCUGCAGGGACACGUCUACUACGUCCACACAGGGGGAGAGAUCGGCGCCGAGCCAGUGUUCGACACCGUCACCCUCAUCAUCUCCGACGGCGAGGCUGGGGGCACGGACGGCUGUUGUCACGGCGACGCCUCCCCCCCACCUGUGCCCCUCCACGGCACACUUCCUGUGUACGACCUCAACAUCACCAUACUUCCUGUCAACGACAAAGUCCCCACCGUCACUCUGGGUGAGUCUCUGUUGGUGGUGGACGAAGGCUCCUGGGCCUGUCUGUGUGGGGGGGUCCUGGGGGCCUCGGACCCCGACAGCCCCCCCGACCAGCUGACCUUCCACCUGGAGACCCCCCCUCUCCACGGCUUCCUGGAGAACACGCUGCCGGCGCCAGGCUCCGAGAAGAGCAGCGCCGGGGUCCCACUCGAAUCCUUCAGUCUCAUCCACCUGACCUCAGGUUUCAUCAACUACGUCCAAUCAGAGAGCAAAGGGGCGGAGCCAACCGUGGACCAGCUGUCCGUCAGCGUGAGUGACGGGCUGCACCGCUCCGCCCCCAUCCCCUUCUACAUCAUCAUUAAUCCGACCAAUGACGAGGCGCCUACGAUGCUGCUCGCCAACUUCACCGUGAAGGAGGGAGGGCUGAGGGAGCUGACUCCGUCCGUCCUGAACGGUUUCGACCUCGACGCUCCCCCUGACGUCCUGACCUUCACGCUGGUGCGGCCGCCGGCUCACGGGCGCCUGAUCAACGGCGUCUACGGCACGGAGACGAGCCGCUACACGGAGAUGGGAGCGGAGCUGCUGCAGAGGAGCCUCUCCGUCACCUCCUUCACCCUGCAGGAGCUCCGACAAGGCUUGAAGAUCGUGUACAUGCACGAUGACACAGAAACCCUGAAGGACAGCGUGGCUCUGCUGCUGACAGAUGGCGUCCACACAGUCCAGGGGACGGCUCAGGUCACCGUGCUGCCGGUCAAUGACCAGAAGCCCCGACUGCUGAAGAACGCGGGGUUGGAGGUGGACUCCGGGCAGCGCCGGGUGAUCUCCAGCGUGGCGCUGCACGCCGAGGAUCUGGACUCGCCCGCCGAUCAGCUGUUCUACUUCCUGAACGCGGCGCCGCGCUUCGGCAAACUGCAGCUCAAGACGGGGUCCGGUUGGACGGAGCUGUCGCCGGGUCAGAACUUCACUCAGGACGCCGUGGAGAUGAACUGUGUGUGGUACGCACACACCGCCACAGACGGGUUCAAAGGUCACGACAGCUUCCGCUUCACCCUCAGUGACCUGGACAACGAGACCCCGGCACAGAGCUUCUUCAUCUCUGUCCACACGGUGCAGAAAGGUGACUUGUUGCUGCGCACCGAGACGGUGCGCCUGGCGGAGGGCCGCCGCGUCGUCCUGACGACGGAUGUCCUGCUGGCGCGGGACGCCUCUGGCCGGCCGGAGGAGCUGCUCUACGCCGUGUCGGUGCCGCCGCGGCACGGCCUGGUGCACGCCGUCCGGCGGCCGGGCGUCCCGCUGAGCUCCUUCACGCAGCUGGACGUGGCGGCGCACCGAGUCUGCUACACGCACGACAACAGCCGGCACGCCGAGGCCGACGCCUUCAGUUUCGUCGUCACAAACGGCGACUCGUCCCGCAGCGGCGUGCUCCGCUUCGCCAUCGAGCACGGCGACCGCAUCCCGCCGACGUUGCAUCACAACGCUGGUCUCCGGCUGCAGGACGGCGCCACGAAGACCGUCACCGGCGCCGAGCUGCAGCUCACCGACCCGGACACGGCCGCGGCCAACCUGAGCUUCGUGGUCACGCAGCCGCCGCGCCACGGCCGACUGCUGCUGGGAGGAGUCCCGCUGACUCCGCCGCUGGCGUUCACGCAAGCGGACGUGGACGAGAUGAAGCUGGCUUACCGGCACGACCGGGCCAGCCCGGCCGACAUCGACAGGUUCUACUUCCUGCCGACGGACGGGAACAACAGAGGAUACCUGGAGUUUGGGCAGCUGAGAGACGAGCCGGCUGUCUUCAACAUACAGGUGGAUCGGGUGGAUAGGACGCCCCCCAGUCUGACCACCAGGCGGAGUCCCAGCACCGUGGUGGAUCUGGGCGCCGGGCGUUACGGCAUCCUCAUCACCUCCAAACACCUGCAGGCGUUCGACCCCGACAGCCCCGCCGAGCAGCUGGAGUUCUCCAUCAGCCGGCCGCCAAACUUCGGCUACCUGGAGAACGCGCUCACAGGAGCUUACAUCAAAGGUCGUUUCACCCAGCGGGACGUGGACCAGCGCGCCGUGGUGUUCGUCCUCCCGGCCGACAUGGAGGUGACGGCCGACAGCUUCCAGUUCCGCCUCACCGACCCGGCAGGAAACACCAUGCUGCCAGAGAUAUUGGAGCUAUCCUGGUCCCGGGUGGAGUUGUCAGCAACCUGCUACCGAACCUGCGAGACAUCGGGGACCCUUCAGAUCCAGAUCCAACGCAGCGGGAAGAGCGUUGACCCAGCGUACGUUGCUAUCCAGGUGGAGGAAGGAUCGGCCAAACUCGGCAGAGAUUUCACUCACAGCACAGCCGGUCUCAUCCAGUUUGACCCAGGAGUCAGUAUGAAAACUUGGAACAUUUAUCUGAUCGACGAUGGCCUGGAGGAAAACCACGAGACCUUCACUGUCACCCUGAAAAAACCCCAAAACGCCGUCCUGGGACAGAGGACGUCCGCUAGUGUCGAGAUCAUCGAUCCAAGAGGAGGGCGGUGCGAUCCAGAUGACCUGAGGGUGGACGACGACAGCAAGCGACUCCCUCCUCUUCCUCUUCCUCUUCCUCGCCUCCCGGACACUCCCAGACCGGAGGAGGACCCCGUCACCGACAUUGAGGCGGAGCUGUUGUGGGAGAACCAGCCUCACCCUCCCCGAGGAGACGUCCCAAACCGGCGGCCCUACCUGGACUACGGAGAGGGGGAACCACAGGACCAGCCGGCCCCCGGCAGCUCCAGCCACGUCUUCCACCACAGCAGGCAGCCACUGGGGGGCGCUACUGGGAGCACUGGGAGCACUGGGAGCACUGGGAGCACUGGGCACAGCGUCAGAAAUGGAGGAUUAAAGGUGCAUCUGUCAGGAGAGAGGAGGUCUGAGGAGAAGGUCUGGACGUUCCACAGUCUGACUCCUCUGCGGGUGGAGGAGCUGAGGCCGAGCGAUGCCGGCUGGAGCCUCCUUCAGGAUCCUCCUCAGAUGGAUCAUCCAGAACCCAGACGCCACCCAGAUCUACGCCAGCGCAAGACAGGGAAGUCAGUGAGCAGCUCGUGUCCCGACGGUUGGACUCACUACAGGAGACGCUGUUACAUCGUCGGCUCGUCGGUGGCCAGCUGGGGGAGCGCCGAGAGGAGCUGCUCGCUGCUGUUUAACAGCAGCCUGACCGGCGUGCGCUCCAGAAGAGACCUGGCCUGGCUGUGGAAGUUUGCCGGGAGGAAGCCAUUUUGGAUCGGUCUGUCUGGAGGUUCGGGACGCUGGAUUUGGGCUGAUGGUGGCUCAGUGUCCUUCUCCAGACUGAGGGGGGCGCCACCGGGCCACGGCGAGUCCCACGGCAAGUCCCACGGCGAGUCCCACGGCGACUCGGACUGCGUGCUGGUUGAAAACCCCCGAAGCUGGAUCUCCACAAGCUGCUCCCCCGAAACUCAACACACAUUUAUCUGUUCCUCGGUGGCUCACACUCACUGAGAGACACGUUUACUGUUCCCAGCUCCGUCUGAACCACCUGCCGCCGUGUUUGAGUCAUAUUUAAUGAUACGCAAUGAUGCUGCUCUGUACAAUAGUAUUCAUAUUUUUGACAUAAUAAAGAUCGCUGCACAAAACCGAGA
Molecule: messenger RNA, 7116 nt
Organism: Perca flavescens (yellow perch)
Lineage: Eukaryota; Metazoa; Chordata; Actinopteri; Perciformes; Percidae
Gene: frem1b
Product: Fras1 related extracellular matrix 1b
Exons: 37
Coding region: 500-6976 (2158 amino acids)
Biological process (GO): anatomical structure morphogenesis; cell communication
Cellular component (GO): membrane
Source: RefSeq, a predicted model, not a curated record